This is a messenger RNA of Pan troglodytes (chimpanzee), 2762 nucleotides long. It is a transcript of the gene ACCS, whose product is annotated as 1-aminocyclopropane-1-carboxylate synthase homolog (inactive). The coding region runs from base 727 to 2535 and encodes 602 amino acids. The record is from RefSeq and is a predicted model, not a curated record. Gene Ontology annotation, molecular function: pyridoxal phosphate binding; transaminase activity. The transcript is spliced from 15 exons. Gene Ontology annotation, biological process: amino acid metabolic process; biosynthetic process. Lineage: Eukaryota; Metazoa; Chordata; Mammalia; Primates; Hominidae.
CUACACGUGAUGGGCGCCCACCGAGUGCCAGCACCGCCUCCUCCAGCUCCGCCAAGUAGGUGGGAUCCACUACUUUGCAGAGGAGGAAGCUGUUCAGGCCUCCCUCUGUGCACUUUGCAAAAGCCUCUGCCCUUCCAUCUGGAAUCCCUUGGCGCCGAUCACACUUCCUCUGCCUGGAAAUCCGGAGCCGUCUCUCGCGAGACGUCCUCCGCCCUGUAGAAGGCCGUUUCGGUUCUUCGUGCGCGGUAGCCGCCCCACUUGCGGGAUUCCAAGGCCUCAUCGGGUGCGGGUAUCUGGCUGUGGAUUCGCCGCCGUCCCGCUGGACGCCUGGAGGCUCGAACCCCGCCGCCCCCCGACCCCAGGCUUUACUCCCACCCUGGCUUCCGCCCACUGUGCUGCCCUUCCUCGGACCUGGGCUGUCGGGAGAGCUGGAGGUGAGCGCUCUUGGGAGAGCCCAGCCAAUUUAAAGAGUACCCCUGAGAAGACUUUGCGGAGGAAAAUUUAACUGCGGGUACCCACUGAGUUUCUGGUGCGCCCAGUGUUAUCAGAGCUUGUGUUGUGCAUCAAGACUGGGAAAAUUGGCAAGGAGUUACGCUAUAAUGACUCAUAUUUUAUUGAACUUUGGUCAUCAGCCAGGAUUUGUUCUAAGUACUUUAUUGUCACUAACAGAUAUAUUUAUGUCUUCAUGGCCACCCCGAGGUGGUUACUGUUAUAUCCACUGUGCAGAUGAGGAAACUAAACUGGCUUAGAGAAGUGAAGGAGUUCACACCCGCGGGCAGGAGUAGACCACCCUCUGCUUGGUGUCCACACCUGGUUUCUUCAGGACUGAAGAGGCAGGCCCUGGAGCUCUGCCUGGGGUGCCUGCACUUGUGGAGGUUCCCAUUCCUCCCUUUCCUUGGUUCCCACCCGCCAUCUGCCUCAGAACACCACAUAAUCUUAUCCUACCCUUUACACCACAAGACCCCCAGGACUCCCAGGCAAUGCUCUGCUUUAACUCAGGAAAUUUUAACCUGGCAUUUGGUAAUUGAGAUGUUCACCCUUCCUCAGAAGGACUUCAGGGCUCCCACCACCUGUCUGGGCCCCGCCUGCAUGCAGGACCUGGGCAGUAGCCAUGGGGAAGAUCUGGAAGGAGAAUGCUCCAGAAAACUGGACCAGAAGCUACCAGAGCUCCGUGGAGUGGGUGAUCCUGCCAUGAUCUCCUCUGAUACCUCCUACCUGUCCUCUAGAGGAAGAAUGAUUAAAUGGUUCUGGGAUUCAGCUGAGGAGGGCUACAGGACCUACCACAUGGAUGAGUAUGAUGAGGACAAGAACCCCAGUGGCAUCAUUAACUUGGGCACCAGUGAGAACAAACUCUGCUUUGACCUGCUGUCCUGGCGGCUGAGUCAGAGCGACAUGCAGAGGGUGGAGCCAUCCCUGCUGCAGUAUGCUGACUGGAGGGGACAUCUGUUCCUCCGGGAGGAAGUGGCCAAGUUCCUGUCUUUCUACUGCAAGAGCCCAGUACCCCUCAGACCAGAGAAUGUGGUUGUCCUGAAUGGUGGUGCCUCGCUCUUCUCUGCUCUGGCCACGGUGCUGUGUGAGGCCGGGGAGGCUUUCCUGAUCCCCACCCCUUACUAUGGCGCUAUCACACAGCACGUGUGUCUCUAUGGCAACAUCCGGCUGGCCUAUGUCUACCUGGACAGUGAGGUCACUGGGCUAGACACACGCCCCUUCCAGCUCACAGUGGAGAAGCUGGAGAUGGCCCUGAGAGAAGCUCACUCUGAGGGUGUGAAGGUCAAAGGCCUCAUCCUCAUCAGCCCCCAGAACCCUCUGGGUGAUGUAUACUCCCCUGAAGAGCUACAGGAGUACCUGGUAUUUGCCAAGAGGCACAGGCUGCAUGUGAUUGUGGAUGAGGUCUACAUGCUGUCCGUGUUUGAGAAGUCUGUUGGGUACCGCAGUGUCCUAAGCCUGGAAAGGCUGCCUGACCCCCAGAGGACCCAUGUGAUGUGGGCAACCAGCAAGGACUUCGGGAUGUCUGGGCUCCGCUUUGGCACGCUGUACACAGAAAACCAGGAUGUGGCCACUGCCGUGGCUUCCCUCUGCCGCUACCACGGCCUCAGUGGCUUGGUCCAGUACCAGAUGGCGCAGCUGCUCCGGGACCGUGACUGGAUCAACCAGGUGUACCUGCCGGAAAACCAUGCCCGGCUCAAGGCUGCCCACACCUAUGUCUCAGAAGAGCUCAGGGUGUUGGGGAUCCCCUUCUUGAGUCGUGGGGCUGGCUUCUUCAUCUGGGUUGACUUGAGAAAGUACCUGCCCAAGGGCACCUUUGAGGAGGAAAUGCUGCUCUGGCGCCGCUUUUUGGACAACAAGGUGCUGCUGUCCUUUGGCAAGGCCUUCGAGUGUAAAGAGCCUGGUUGGUUUCGCUUUGUCUUCUCAGACCAGGCCCACCGGCUUUGCCUGGGGAUGCAGAGGGUCCGGCAGGUGCUUGCAGGCAAAUCCCAAGUGGCAGAAGACCCCCGUCCCUCUCAGAGCCAGGAGCCAAGUGACCAACGCAGGUGAGCUGGUCAUUGUCUCGUGGCCAGAGGGCCCAGCAGCCACUGUGGACCUGGGGCAUUCCAGGGCUGCAGAAGACUGACUGUGGAUGUGCCAUUUGCCAGGAAGGUAUCUAACUUGGCUUUGUGCCUGAAGAACUGUUUCUUGUCUUUCGCUGUAGCAGUGGGAAACUCCUUAAGCUGUGGUUCAGCCUGGGCCCUCCCUCUCUCCUAUUAAACAAAACUAGGAGAGUC